GGAAACGUAGUUGUGCUCUGGUUAACUUAGCCAGUAUUUGGUGUCGUGCCUGAAAGGACUGUGAAGUCUCGCCGAUGCUUCAGACUUGAGAGGAGUGACAACUUAACGAUGGCGGGUGCUCUUGAUCUGUUUGCGUCGCUCUCUUCCCGGUUGUGUGGACGUUGGUGGCGUCGCUAGGCAGCAGCAGCAGUUGGGCUGAGCUCUCAGCCGUUACAGUUCACCUCAACCGCCAACUCCUGACGGUUAGCCUGGAUAUUCAAGGACAUUCUUUCUAACCGUUACCAUCGCUACUCUGGCCUGUCGGUUGAGGAAACCCAGCGUGUUGUGGUUCUCCGGCGCAACGAUGUGGCCAGAUGUUGUAAACACGGGCAGAAAUAUCAUGUAACACACACCCCCCGGAGCUGAUGAUGUUUCUCUACGUGUCAUCUUUACAUGUCGUACCCGCAGCAGUCCUUCUUCUUCUUCUUCCUCUGCUGAGGGGACACACCAACGGAGACGUAGAGGAAACCAGUUGCUGACUUUCGAUGCGUUUCCAGACCUCAUCGAGUCGUCGGCGGUUGUUUCCUGCUGAAAGGACACCGUGUUACUGGUGACAGCAGUGACCCUAAAAACACGGAGGAGGGCCGGUGAACUUUGAUUUUGUGCUGAGUGCGGUGGUGAAGAAGCCAGAGGUGCAUCACUGGUGUGCAUCAGGUCCAGGAACCGUCAAUGUGGACCUCAGCUGGUGAUUUGACAAGUCACGUAUAGGAUCCCCCCCCCGAGUCUCUCCUGUCCCCUCUCCCCCCUCCCUUCCCUCUGUCCCUCCCUCCCCCCUUCCCUUGUCAAUCUUCUCCCCGAUCCUCCUUCCCCCCCCUCCUCCAAGAUUCACCAUGCUUAUCAAGGAGUACCGCAUCCCCAUGCCCAUGAGUGUGGAGGAGUACCGCAUCGCCCAGCUCUAUAUGAUCCAGAAAAAGAGCAGAGAUGAGAGCUGUGGCGAAGGAAGCGGGGUCGAGAUCCUUGAGAAUAAGCCCUACACAGAUGGACCGGGUGGGACGGGCCAGUACACCCACAAGGUUUACCAUAUUGGCAUGCACAUUCCCAGCUGGUUCCGUUCCAUCUUGCCCAAAGCAGCGCUGAGGGUUGAAGAGGAGUCCUGGAACGCCUACCCUUACACCCGCACCAGAUACACCUGCCCCUUCGUUGAGAAGUUCUCCAUUGACAUUGAGACCUACUACAAACCCGACACAGGCAACCAAGCAGAUGUCUUCAACAUGUCUGCAGUAGAGAAGAGGCAGAGGACUAUUGACCCAAUCGACAUAGUGACAGAUCCUAUCCCCCCUCAUGAGUACAAAGCAGAAGAGGACACACGGCUCUUCAAGUCAGCCAAGACCCAGAGGGGUCCUCUGCGGGACGACUGGAUAGAAGAGUACAACAAUAACCCAGGGAUGACCCCCAUCAUGUGUGCCUACAAACUCUGCAAGGUGGAGUUUCGCUACUGGGGCAUGCAGUCGAAGAUUGAACGCUUCAUCCAUGAUGUUGGACUGAGAAAGGUGAUGGUGCGUGCCCACCGGCAGGCCUGGUGCUGGCAGGAUGAGUGGUAUGGUCUGACCAUGGAGGACAUCCGGCAGCUGGAGCUGGAAACCCAGCUGGCCCUGGCCACGAAGAUGGCCCAGUUCAGUCAGGCAGAGGAGGCCACAGAGGCCAACGGGGGCGCUCCGUCUCCGGACAAAGACCAGGAGGUUAAAGAGGCGAUCAGCUCCAUUGAAGCUGAGGAGGUGGUUGUCAGCUCAGGAGGAGAGACUCUCCAGCCACGAGGUGUGCUCACCAAGCAGUGGUCCACUUCAUCCCGAUCCUCCCGCUCAUCCAAGAGAGGAGUGAGCCCAUCGCGUCACAGCAUCUCAGAGUGGAGGAUGCAGAGCAUAGCGCGAGACUCAGACGACAGCUCGGACGAGGAGUUCUUCGACGCUCACGAGGAUCUCUCAGACGGCGAGGAGGUCUUCCCGAAGGAAAUCUCCAAGUGGAACUCCAACGAGAUGAUGGACAAGAUUGAAGCUGGAGACGCAGAGGAAGCUCCUGGUGAGCUGUUAAAGGAAAUGGCAGUGGAAUAUGAGAGAGCAACCAGUGAGGAAAGACUAGACGAGAUGCGUGGCUCUGUUAGCGGCCAGACCCAUAGCUCUCCCAUUCCCACCAUCACGGUAACAAGGCACCACUCAGAGAGUUCGUCCCAGCAGUGUCUGCAGCCUUCCAAGAUCCAUGUGCUGAUCUUGGUUCUGCACGGAGGGAACAUCCUGGAUACAGGCGGAGGGGACCAGAACAGCAAGCAGGCUGACGUCAACACGAUUAGUACAGCUUUCGACGCAGUCAUGCGUGUUCACUACCCCGCAGCGCUGGGGCGCAUCGCCAUCCGCUUGGUACCCUGCCCUGCCAUCUGUGCCGAGGCCUUCUCCCUCGUGUCCAACCUGAGCCCAUACAGCUACGAUGAGGGUUGUCUGUCCAGCAGCCAGGACCACAUUCCCCUGGCAGCUCUCCCCCUCCUGGCCACCUCUGCUCCACAGUACCAGGAGGCCAUGGCCGCUGUCAUCGUCAGAGCCAACCAGGUCUACACAGACUUCAUGAAGUCUCUGGACGGGGCAUGCUUCUCCGGCCAGGUGUGCCUCAUUGGGGACUGUGUGGGAGGAAUCUUGGGAUUUGAUGCGCUGUGCAGCAGCAACCAGACGGUUAAUGAAAGCCAGAACAGCAGUCGCAGGGGCAGCAUUGUCAGUGUACAGGACCAGGACCUCCUCUCUCCCGGCAUCAUUGUCAACAGCGGGCAUGGGUCGGCCUCUCCGACGUUGGAGGGCAGCCGCCACCUCAGUCGCAGUAACAUAGACAUUCCUCGAGCCAGCGUUGGCGAUGACAACAAGCGACAACUGCCACGCAAGAGAAGCGACUCCUCCACCUACGAACUGGACACAAUAAAACAACACCAGGCCUUCCUGACUAGCUUACACUCCAGCGUUUUGCGGAACGACACGGUGUCACGCAGGUCGAGCAGCAGCACCAUGCUGGAUGGAGGCUCCCUGGGGAAGUUUGACUUUGAGGUGUCUGACUUUUUCCUGUUUGGCUCUCCACUGGGCUUGGUACUCGCCCUGAGGAAGACUGUCAUUCCUAUGCUGGAUGUGGCCCAGCUGAGGCCCGCCUGUCAGCAGGUCUAUAACCUAUUCCACCCAGCCGAUCCCUCAGCCUCCCGCCUGGAGCCUCUGCUGGAGAGGAAGUUUCACCUCCUGCCUCCCUUCAACGUGCCCCGAUACCAACGCUUCCCCCUGGGAGACGGAAACUCUGCCUUACUGGUGGAGACAGUCCAGAGCAACGCUCAGCUGCUACUUGACAGCGGGCCUCCUCUGUCCCUUCGCUGUCAGGAGACCAUCAGUGAGACCUGCAUCCCUGUGCCUGUGCUAAACUGGCAGGAGGGCUCCCUCAAAGCCACACCCGCCACUAUGGAGUCGGAUGUUGUUCAGUCUCAUGGUGGUGUCUUCAUGGACAGUUCGUACCCUUCAUCCCCCGUAACGGGCCCCCUCUCCCGGGGCCAGCGGAGGGCCAGUGAGGUCAGCAUUGCCAGCCAGGUCUCAGGAAUGGCAGACAGUUACACUGCCACCAACAUAGCCAACACCAAAUCAUGCCAAUUUGACCAAUCCAAAAAAUUCGGCCUUUUGUCCCAACUCGCCCUUUCAUCACAAAACAAAUUCUCCCUGAAAAGUCCUCCCAAGUCCCGUAAGAAAGCGGAGGCUGGCGAGACCGCAGGAUCUCCUGAUGCAGAUCAGGUGGCAGAGCUGGACAGUGAGGCAGACUCUAGUGAAGCUCUAUGUCCCAUCGGCCAAUACGAGAACUGCCUGUCUCCCGGGCUGCACUGUGCUAUAUCUGAUCUGGUCUCACUGGACUCCCAGGCUGAAGUGGACCAAGUUGCAGCCCGUUGGUGGGGCACAAAGCGGCUGGACUUUGCCCUGUACUGCCCCGACGCUCUGACCGCUUUCCCCACAGUGGCUUUACCACACCUCUUCCACGCAUCAUACUGGGAGUCCACUGAUGUUGUGUCUUUUCUCCUGAGACAGGUCAUGAGGCAUGACAACUCAAGCAUCCUGGAGCUAGAUGGGAAAGAAGUGACUGAAUUCACCCCCUCCAAACCUCGAGAGAAGUGGCUCCGCAAGAGGACUCAUGUGAAGAUCAGGAACGUGACCGCCAACCACCGUGUAAAUGACUCAGUGUUCACCGAAGACUCCCGGCAGGUUCUAACAGGUCGCUUUAUGUACGGCCCUCUGGACAUGGUCACCUUGACCGGGGAGAAGGUUGACCUCCACAUCAUGACCCAGCCUCCAUCAGGAGAAUGGGUGUGCUUCAACACAGAAGUGACCAACAGCAGUGGCCGUGUGUCGUUUGUCAUCCCAGAGGAGAGACGUCUGGGCAUCGGAGUCUACCCGGUCAAGAUGGUUGUCAGGGGCGACCACACGUUUGCAGACAGCUACCUGACAGUUAUUCCACGUGGCACAGAGUUUGUGGUGUUCAGCAUCGACGGGUCGUUUGCUGCCAGUGUGUCGAUCAUGGGCAGUGAUCCCAAAGUGCGAGCAGGAGCCGUGGAUGUGGUCAGGCACUGGCAGGACUUAGGCUUUUUGAUCAUCUAUGUGACGGGACGACCAGACAUGCAGAAGCAGCGAGUGGUGGCUUGGUUAUCUCAGCACAACUUCCCUCAUGGCAUCGUCUCUUUCUGUGACGGCCUGGUCCACGACCCGCUCAGACACAAGGCCAACUUUCUCCGGUCCCUGACAGAGGUUAACAUGAAGAUUUUCGCUGGCUACGGAUCAACCAAAGACAUCUCAGUCUACACCGCCAUUGGCCUCCCUCCCUCCCAAAUAUACAUCGUUGGUAGACCCUCCAAGAAGAUGCAGCACCAGUGCCAGUUCAUCACAGAGGGAUAUGCAGCUCAUUUGUCCCAGCUGGAGUACAGCCACCGUGCUCGACCAGCUAAAUCCAGCAGUGCGCGCAUGGUCCUACGUAAAGGCAGCUUCGGCUUGGGGGCAAACAGCGACUUCCUGAGGAAGAGGAACCACCUGCUGCGCACCAUCUCCUCCCAACCGGCACCCAGCUCCCCGACAGGAAGCAUCCACAACAGACCAGAACGCACACAGAGCCAAUCGGACGGCGAGCGGCUGGAGCGGGUGGAGAGCGUUCACAGCUACAGCCAGGGAGCAACACAGCGCAGCAUGAGCAUCACGGCCAACUGCUGGGGCCGCAGCAGCAGCACCAAGCUGGAACCAGGCGUCCUCAGCCCCAAAUGAGAACAGGGAGACGAUGUGAGAGCACCUUCAGGAGAGAGACUUAAAAAUACAGUGCUGAGGAAGGGACCCGUUUCAAAGAGUGAAAAACAGUUGACUUGCACCGGAUGGGUAAAUACCACAACAAAAACAAUAGGUGCUACGGACCACUCUUUAUAAUCUAAUGCCAGUCACACUCAACACAGAUAUUUAUGAACAGAAGCUAUGGCUAUAUUUAUUAUACAACACACACACAAUACAACUCAACAGGCAUUUCAAAGAGCAUCUUCCUGAAACAGGAACAUGCACACAAAUAGCUUCUAUUGUAGGGAUCCAGACUGUUUCUACUGUUCAGUAAAUAUUUAUCAAUACAAGGUCAGUUCUCCUCCUACAGCAGGCGUUUAGAUCGGAGAUGGUUACACAUACGAGCACCCCAAUGCUGUACACUCAAACACAAAGUGGUUACAGACCGCCUGUAUCAGGUCCAAGCUCUGAUGCUGCACUGUAACUGUCUACUGCCACCACACAAGCACAGCAAUUACUAUAGAGAUCAACUUUGUGCAUUAUAGUUUUAAAGUUAUGUGAUAAUCAGAUAUGUUCACGUCUGGGAACAGAGCUGAGAAUCAGGUAAAACUGGAUUGAAUGUGUUUGUUUUCUCACACAAUCUUUUAGUCAAACUAUCUUUUUAAGAUUUUUUUAUAUAGGAAAAACAUAAUUUAUCAGCAUCAAAAAAACAAUGUUUAUUCUGUAAGCCAACAUGAAACUAUCUGAGCAAGACUUGUUGCAUAAUACUACUACAUUUAUAAACAGCAAUGACUAAAUACAUACAGUCCAGUUUUGCUUGUUUUCUAGUCGUCCCUCAGACCAAAGAACCAUACAAAUAUCACAUAAAGCAAACUGCGAAAUUACCCUUUAAUAACUAUGGUAGCAGCUGAAACUGUUCCUGGGAUUUUAUAGCAUUUCACCACAUCUCACCACACGGCGCUGCUCAACCUUCCUGAAUCAGUAAUGUAUGAAACUCCUCCUACCGUAUGGUUUAAUGUGCCAAAGUAAACACAGUAUAGAGUGAUAUGCUGUACAUGAACAGAGAGGAAAUGGUCUCCUGUGUAAAAAUGGAAUAGAUUGUGUAAGUAAGUAGUUGAAUGGCUCAACAAGGCUUGUACAUAAUUGUUAUAUUACAGUGCAGAUCUGGUAUCUGGUCCACUGAAGACCAGUUUCAAGUGUCUUCUUAACUCUGGGGGUAAACACCACCUCAUUCAGGAUACACUUUUAAUGAUUGACGAUGAUAAUUAUUGUUAUUUAAGAUUAUAGAUAUUUUAAAAUGUACUGAUUUUGUGAACAAAAUGUGUUUUAAGAUUACUUUAGCUAUGUUGUGUUUUUAUUAAUUUCUUCAAACUUCAGUUGCAGCAGCCAAAACUCAAAGAGGUCUUUGCCUGGCACAGUAUUGUAUUUUUAUUAUUUUAUCUUGCAGAUCACCAGAAUUGUAUCAACAGAACUGCUAAAUCGUGUCAUAUAUUGUAUGUUUAUUAUCUAUUUUGGAAAUUCGGGAUAUGGCUUCUCUGCGUUUAUCCCUAAGCUGUAAAUGAGGCGUUGAAUGUGCUCAUAGAUAAUCCUCCUUAUAGGUUAAGGUCUCUUUUCUCUGUUCUGCUGCGCCUUUAGAGGAAGAAAAAUCUGCAAAUUGUAAAUUCUGUACAAAAUGCUGUCAGAAGUAGAAACACAGAGCUCAGAGUUACUUUAUGCUGUUUGCCGUUUAUUUCUUAAAUGGCUACAAAUUUGUGAUUUAUUCAUUCAAAUUCUGUUUAUUUGUCCCUCUAAUAGGCAUGUAGAGAGCUGAUUGCAAUGGACCAAUAUAGGCUUAAAUGUAAGGGAAACGUGCAAUAUUACUCAACCGCACCACAAGAUCAAACCGACUGUGUUGAGGAAAUGUCACAGUGCUUUGACAAUCAGUUCAACAGGCACAUAUUCUACAGACGUCAAACUGCAGAGGGAAUCUGAACACAAUUUAGCGCUCAACAACUUACAUGCAACAUUUGUAGAGUCCAUUAAAUAAAAAGAAGAGAUAUCUUCGUUAAUGGUGUGAAAUAUUACAGUAGUUUAUCUCCUGUGGACAGACAUGCUCUAGAUGAAGUCUCUUUCAUUUAAAAGUGACCCAGAAAUCAACACUCAGUUGUCAGUUUAUUAGAUAUACCUGUUGAAAAAGGAUGCAGUCCUGUAACAAAUCCUACUUUCAUGAAGGUUAUAAGGUUUUAACUGUUUUAGAGGGGCUGUAGUUGAUGGUGCUGUGUUAUACUGAGGUGUUUCUAAUAUUUUGUUUUAUAUAAAUGAGAGGAGACUUAAA
Messenger RNA from Sebastes umbrosus (honeycomb rockfish), 7602 nucleotides. Its product is annotated as membrane-associated phosphatidylinositol transfer protein 2-like. The transcript has 27 exons. The coding region runs from base 870 to 5288 and encodes 1472 amino acids. The record is from RefSeq and is a predicted model, not a curated record. Gene Ontology annotation, biological process: phospholipid transport. Gene Ontology annotation, molecular function: phosphatidylcholine binding; phosphatidylcholine intramembrane carrier activity; phosphatidylinositol binding. Gene Ontology annotation, cellular component: cytoplasm. Lineage: Eukaryota; Metazoa; Chordata; Actinopteri; Perciformes; Sebastidae.